CUCUGGUCUGAUUUUGAUCAUUGUUCAAUACCUAACUUAGCCCCAUAGGUAACUAUUGUUAGCAGAGAGCAACGUCAACGACCGGCUGGCGGACAAGUGCACGGAUCCCCUCCAGCAAAGUUCCCUAUCUCAGCCACAGCCGCGCAAUCACCACACAACACCAACGGAGCCCAUCCCAUCACAACGUCGGACUCGCAAUUGAAAUAACUCGCCCAAGGCUCUUGAUCGAGGACGCCCCUCGCACAUAAUUCACCAUGAUUUCCGACGACGACUUGUAUCGACUUGCCAUCUUCCUUGGCGCGAUCGCCAUGGUCCUCAUUGUUUUCUACCACUUCCUCGAGGUCAACUCGUCCGACAACCCUCUCGGCGAGAAGGCAUCUACUGCCAAGCCAGUACAACAAGCGCCUGCAGUCGGAAAGUCAUCGAGUAUUUCCAAGUCAUGAAGCUGGGUUGGAUGGAUGCUGGGAAGUAAUGCCAGAGGGCAUCUGAUUUGUGCAAGGAGCGCUCUGGGGAUACCAAUUUUGCCAUUGAAAAAGGGCAAUAUCGUACAGUUUAUCAGUUCAGUAAUCGUGGUAGAGCUCGCAGCCACUGAGUAUAGUCGUUACUACGAGGAACACGGACAGGGAGGGCUGAUGACCCACGGUAGGGUCAAAGGCUUUGGCGACAUAGACAACCAAUAUCACAAAUGGCACCACAGUAUCAAGCGCAUGCGCAUGCUCUCAUGUUUGUUUGUAGAAGACAUCGUUAUGGGAUGGACUAUUGCCAGAGACCAGCUUCUACAUCUCUCAACACCAUUCAGCCAGCACACUCUCUGUAUUUUGAACAACUCUAGUCUAUGGCUACAAGAAGAAUCAACUUAGCAAAUCCCAUCAAUAUGUGUGCUUUUGCAGUUGUACUGGCUU
Truncatella angustata is the source of this 902-nucleotide messenger RNA. RefSeq names its product Oligosaccaryltransferase-domain-containing protein. The coding region runs from base 255 to 443 and encodes 62 amino acids. Gene Ontology annotation, cellular component: oligosaccharyltransferase complex. The transcript has 3 exons. The record is from RefSeq and is a predicted model, not a curated record. Lineage: Eukaryota; Fungi; Ascomycota; Sordariomycetes; Amphisphaeriales; Sporocadaceae.